AUGCACAGCAAGGCAGGUGCAGUUCGAGUCGUUACUUGUGCAGUGGAGUGCAAUGCAUCAACCAGCCAGACACCCGGCAUAGAGGACGCAGCACAUCCAGAUUUAGCCAAGCAGACCAGAGCAUGCAUUGCGCUUGGCGCGAACCCAUCGCCAACUUGCCAAGUUAAGGAGAAUGUCGAGCCGGCCGACCUCAUCAGGCAAGCCAAUCUCGAACAGAACAUCCAGCCGGCCUGGUCUCAGAAGCGUGUCUUUAACCAUGUCCCUACGAUUCGUCGUUCCGAUGACGAGAAUGUUUUCCAGCUGAUUGACGCCGUCGAGAAUUGGUCGAUAUCGUUAUGCAGCGGCAUCACAGCCCAGCCAUCCCAACUCUCAUUAGGGGAGUGCAUCAGUUCGUUUGCUACUCAGAAGCUGCUGGAAGAUGUGGGGCGGCCAUGUCUGCUUUGGGCCCGGGAAAUGCAGAAACCGAUGGGACGUCGUCGCAUCGCUUGUCUGGCCAUGUCUGUCGCAUAG
Messenger RNA from Colletotrichum higginsianum IMI 349063, 510 nucleotides. RefSeq lists its product as uncharacterized. NCBI's taxonomy places the organism in Eukaryota, Fungi, Ascomycota, Sordariomycetes, Glomerellales, Glomerellaceae. The record is from RefSeq and is a predicted model, not a curated record. Bases 1 to 510 code for a protein of 169 amino acids. The transcript is spliced from 2 exons.